Messenger RNA from Suricata suricatta (meerkat), 900 nucleotides. It is a transcript of the gene REC114, whose product is annotated as REC114 meiotic recombination protein. Bases 1 to 804 code for a protein of 267 amino acids. The transcript is spliced from 6 exons. Lineage: Eukaryota; Metazoa; Chordata; Mammalia; Carnivora; Herpestidae. The record is from RefSeq and is a predicted model, not a curated record.
AUGGCGGAGGCGGGAAAAGAGUCGGAGGGCCUCGCGUUCCCAGGAGGAGGCUCGGCCCAGUGGCCUCUGCAGCGGUACGGGCGCUUCAUGCCCUCAGGCACCGGAGAGCCGCCUGGUCCCGGUCAGGACACCGGGACAGCGUCUUCCCUCACAUGGAAGGUUUUUGACUCCAGUGAAGAAUCUGGGUAUCUUGUUCUCACCAUCGUUAUAUCAGGUCAUUUCUUCAUUUCCCAGGGACCCACACUGCUGGAAGGGUUUUCACUCAUUGGUAGCAAGAAGUGGUUGAAGAUUGUGAGACGCAUGGAUUGUCUCUUGUUUGGAACAACGAUAAAGAACAAGAGCCGCAUGUUCCGGGUGCAGUUUAGCGGGGGGUCCAGGGAGGAGGCGCUGGAGCGCUGCCGCAGCUGCGUGCAGAAGCUGGCCCAGUACGUGACCGUCCAGGAGCCUGACGGGGUCAGCCCAGAGCUCGGGCCGAGGCCCUGCCUGCUGGGGGCAAGCGACAGCCAAGGGGACGACUGUGCACGGCGCACCCCACCACAGCACCGGUCACACCAGAACCCAGGGCGGCAGCAGCAGCAGCACGGACCGGCCGGCACCGGGGCUUCGGGAGGAAGGGCCUCACUGAGGUGGCUGGCUCAGUCUCUCCUGGUGUCGGAGGAGCUGUCCCCAGCCCAUGAACAAGCUGCGUGGGACACAGAAGAGUUAGGCCCCUUUCUACGCUUGUGCCUCAUGGACCAGCAUUUCCCCGCAUUUGUGGAAGAGGUGGAAAAGGAACUUAAAAAGCUGACAGGGUUGAGAAAUUAACACUCCGCAUACAUAUAGAACCAAGGAACUUGAAAGUGCUGAAAAGGUGCUUCCUCCUAAGAUUAGAUACAAGAAUAAAGAGUAUUAUUCCAAACA